Messenger RNA from Polistes dominula (European paper wasp), 1086 nucleotides. RefSeq names its product myogenic-determination protein nautilus (gene nau). The record is from RefSeq and is a predicted model, not a curated record. NCBI's taxonomy places the organism in Eukaryota, Metazoa, Arthropoda, Insecta, Hymenoptera, Vespidae. Gene Ontology annotation, molecular function: protein dimerization activity; RNA polymerase II cis-regulatory region sequence-specific DNA binding; DNA-binding transcription factor activity, RNA polymerase II-specific. Gene Ontology annotation, biological process: muscle organ development; positive regulation of myoblast differentiation; regulation of transcription by RNA polymerase II.
UUAAUAAUAAAUAGUUAAAAGACGUCUCGUGUGUGUUUGUGUUUAUAAUAAAUUUAGAAUAAUAAUCAUUGGAUACUUUGUAAUCAAGUUGGACUUGAAAUGAUGACCCUCGUAACCGAUACCGUUCCGUACACGUACGACACCGUUACAAGCAGGUCGAGUUACGAGACAUAUCGACAUCAUCAUUUGCAUCAUCUGCAUCAUCAUCAUCAUCAUCAUCGUCAUAGACACAUCUAUGCUUCAACGGAUAACGAAUAUCUUUCGAGUUACGUUAGCAAAAGAGAAACGGAGGAACGACAGAUGAGAAACGUAAAUGCCGAUAACAGUUUGGCGUCGGUCAGCACUAAUCAUUUUCGUCAUGAAAAUGUCAGGACACAAUCUAGAUACAUCCUAGAUUCGGAUGAUGCAUCCUCAGUUGUCUCGGCUGACGCUUCAGCUGAUUUAGAAUCACCUUCAGCAGAUGGAGAAGAAACGAAUGAGAGUGAAACGGUUGAACAUGUUCCUCAUCCACACGUCCUGGACACGGGUUCACCACAUGGACCACGGAGGUGUCUACUUUGGGCUUGCAAAGCUUGUAAAAAGAAAACUGUUACUGUUGAUCGUAGGAAAGCUGCCACGUUGAGAGAAAGAAGACGUUUGAGAAAGGUUAAUGAAGCUUUCGAAGUAUUAAAACGAAGAACCAGCAACAAUCCUAAUCAACGUUUACCAAAAGUUGAGAUACUCAGAAAUGCGAUAGAAUAUAUCGAAAGUUUAGAAGCUUUGUUACAAGGAAAUCGAUCAUCUGGUACGCAGGAUCACACGUCGAUGGAAAAUAUGAACGGAGAAUCACCGCAAUACGUGACGGACAGACUUCGACAAUUCUCGGAUCCCUUGGCAAGGUUUCAACCAAUUAAUGGAUUCGAGCAAGUUGAAACGUCAUCGUCACAAGGUAACGGAAGUAGUUUGGAUUGUUUGAGUAUGAUCGUUCAAAGUAUAAAUGGACCACCACAAGCACCUAUGGAAAGUCAUUACUCGUCGCAUCUUUAAAGUUAAGACAGUAUUACAAAAAAAAAAUGGGAUGAUUUCUCCUAAUUUGUAAAGAAAAAA